Budorcas taxicolor (takin) is the source of this 1758-nucleotide messenger RNA. RefSeq names its product tetraspanin 3 (gene TSPAN3). NCBI's taxonomy places the organism in Eukaryota, Metazoa, Chordata, Mammalia, Artiodactyla, Bovidae. The coding region runs from base 183 to 944 and encodes 253 amino acids. Gene Ontology annotation, cellular component: membrane. The transcript is spliced from 7 exons. The record is from RefSeq and is a predicted model, not a curated record. Gene Ontology annotation, biological process: protein localization to plasma membrane; regulation of vascular endothelial growth factor signaling pathway; protein maturation.
UGCGGCGGCUGCGCGUAGGAGCGAGGUGCUUGCUGGGGCUGGGGUGCGCGACGGCGCCGGGGGCUGCGGUGAACGCCUCGCAGGCCGAGCAGUUCCCUGUGGGGAGGCGCCGUCGCCAUUGCCACCUCGCUCGGUGAGCGCGUCCCGCUCGCCGAGCAGGGCCGCAGCCGACCGGCGGCACCAUGGGCCAGUGUGGCAUCACCUCCUCCAAGACCGUGCUGGUGUUUCUCAACCUCAUCUUCUGGGGAGCCGCUGGCAUUUUAUGCUAUGUCGGAGCCUAUGUCUUCAUCACUUACGACGAUUAUGACCACUUCUUUGAAGAUGUGUACACUCUCAUCCCUGCUGUGGUGAUCAUAGCUGUUGGGGCCCUUCUUUUCAUUAUUGGGCUAAUUGGUUGCUGUGCCACAAUCCGGGAAAGCCGCUGUGGACUUGCCACGUUUGUCAUCAUCCUACUCUUGGUUUUUGUCACAGAAGUUGUUGUUGUGGUUUUGGGAUAUGUUUACAGAGCAAAGGUGGAAAAUGAGGUUGAUCGCAGCAUUCAGAAGGUAUAUAAGACCUACAAUGGAACCAACCCUGAUGCUGCUAGCCGGGCCAUUGACUAUGUUCAGAGACAGCUGCACUGUUGUGGAAUUCACAACUAUUCAGACUGGGAAAAUACAGACUGGUUCAAAGAAACCAAAAACCAGAGCGUCCCUCUUAGUUGUUGCAGAGAGACAGCCAGCAGCUGUAAUGGCAGCCUGGCCCACCCCGCUGAUCUCUAUGCUGAGGGGUGUGAGGCUCUAGUUGUGAAGAAGCUACAAGAAAUCAUGAUGCAUGUUAUCUGGGCAGCGUUGGCAUUUGCAGCUAUUCAGCUGCUGGGCAUGCUGUGCGCCUGUAUCGUGUUGUGCAGAAGGAGUAGAGAUCCUGCUUAUGAGCUCCUCAUCACCGGCGGAGCCUAUGCAUAGUAGAAAACUCAAGCCUGAGCUUUUCAGUCUUGUUCUGAUUUGGAAGGUGAAUUGAGCAGGUCCACUGCUGUUGGCCUCCUGAGUUCAUUUAGUUAAAGCACACAUACACAGGUGUUGGACAGAGCAGCUUGACUCUUCAUUUGUCUACCUUCUUACCUACCCACCUAUGACUUUUUUUUUCCCCUCUGUUCUAGCUCUCCGUGUCCGUAAGUGUUUUGAGUACAGCGGUAAAUGUUCUAAUCUCAGAACCGUUUGUGAGUUGCAUAGUGUGGUAGAAUCAAAGGUUGACGUGGCCCUGCUUCUGUCACCUCCAAGCAUAAUGGGACUGCUGCUGUAGUAUCACCAGGUCCUUUCAGUCUUCACAGUGGAGAACUCUUGGCCAAAGGUUUUGGGGGGGAGGAGGAGGCAGUCAGCUGUCUGGUUAAAGUUAAUACCAGAUAGUGCCCCUCAUCAGUGUCCUUUUUAAAAAUAUAUACUAUAGUCCAGUAAGAUAGCAACUGUACAAAAUGGCUAAGAUAGAUUUUAGAAUCAUACCUCGUGUAUCUUGGUUCAUCUUCAAAAUCAGACUGAUCUUUGAAACUAGCGGUUUUUAAUCAAAGCUGGCUUUAUAGGAGGAGUAUAAUGUAUGCACUACUAUUUUAAAACAGUUAGUGUGAGUGUGUGCGUGUAUUUUUGUAUGAUUGAGCCCAUUCAUCGUUAAGUCUAAACUUGUUAGAAAUAAUGUACACAUGUAGACUAGCAAAAUAGUAUGUAGAUGUGAUCUCAGUUGUAAAUAGAAAAAUCUAAUUCAAUAAACUCUGUAUCACCCCCUCAA